CAGCAAAGUUGCAACGAUGACGUGUACCUUUUAAAUCCAGCGAUAAUCUGGCCGGCAGCAAUUUAUUUUAAAUAACGUUACCGCGGCCGUAUCUACAAUGAUUAAGGUGGUAAUUCGAUAUAAUUCAGUGCCAAGAGAUGCAGAACUAACCUUAGACCCGAAAUCACUGUCGUCGUUAAGACCUAAUUGGAACCUGAAGUCUCACACUUUGGACAUUAAUUAGGAAAAGAAAUUGUGAAUUUUAAUAUCGAUUUUGUAAAAAUUCUUUUAGUCAUUUACCUUAGACUCUGCUACUACGAUUUUCUUUCACACAGGAGGGUUUGAAGUCAGGUGAAUGUGUUUGAAGCCCCUAGGGAGGGAUUUAAGAGAGUAGGUUGCGGAUUACGCUAUGGACACGCGCCUUUCUUCGCUCGAGCGGAAUAUUCACUUCUUGCAGCAGCUGCACAGAGAAACCCUCGAGCAACUACACGAUGAAAUAGACCGGUUAAAACGACAAAAUGAGGAACUCCAGUUUAAACUGAUAAUGGAGCCUACAAAGCCAUGCGGAACAGGACAAAAGUACUUGACCCAGGCCAACACUUUGCAGUCAGCAAGAGGAAUGAACAUUGAUCAAACAUUAGAGGACACUUAUUUAUUGCCCCAAGAUGCCAACCUUAGACAGAGAAGAUAUGGAGCUGAGGACUCAGGCCUAGCAGAGCACUCUGCAGCAGCCAAGACUGAGUCAAUUCCUGAGGCCAGAGGGAACCUCAUAACUUCCUUAGUCCCUCUACAGAUCCACUAUAAUUCAUGCCAAUCCCCAUGGGCACCCACCUUGCAGGAGUGUGAGGUCAUCAUACAGCAGCUCUACAAUGCCAACAGCUUACAGUCCCAAGAGAUAACACACCUCAAGGCUGUUCUCAAGGACCUUGUCAUCAACAAGAAAAUCACCCCAGAUAGGCUCUGGUCAAAAUGUAACCAUCUUGUAGAUGAGAAAAGAGUUGAGGAACCAGAGAGGUUACCAAAGCUACCUUUCUGCACACUGCCCAAAGGAAGACCAGUGUGCCAGGCUAACAUACCAGAGAGAGUGAUCCUUCCAGCCCUCAAACUGAGCCUCAGCACCAGCUAUGCUGACAGGCAGAGGAGAACUCGAGCUGUGCAAAGGCGGCGUUUUUGAAGAGUGGCAACAUAACUGUAUAAAACUAGGAAUGGUUUAAUAACUGUGUUUCUGGAUGUUUUUGACCUAUUAUACCAUGUUCUUUGUAAAGAACACAUUUCUGAUUCUAAAUUCUAAAGGCUUAAUGGGUGAUUUCAAACUCAGGAAUUUGCACAAAUGUACUGGAGUGAAGCAGAAAAUAUUUAUUUGUGUAAAUUAAAAGCAAGACAUGGACAUCGACAA
Molecule: messenger RNA, 1375 nt
Organism: Electrophorus electricus (electric eel)
Lineage: Eukaryota; Metazoa; Chordata; Actinopteri; Gymnotiformes; Gymnotidae
Gene: ccdc74a
Product: coiled-coil domain containing 74
Source: RefSeq, a predicted model, not a curated record